AUGAAAGGAGUGGACGGAAGAAAAACGAAGAAUAUCCAGGAUGAAGACGUGGAUGCGAUGAUAGAGGAUAUCGUCCGAAAGUACCUGAGCAAACCUGGAAUCAAGAUUCAUGAGCUACGCUUAAUUGUGAGUGAAACAACAUUUUCGUGAUUUUGUCUGCGCUUUACUCAAAUGCAUUCAUUUUCAGAAUGUUUUCAUCUGUUCUCUGCUCUUUUCUCAACUCAAAGUGAACCGUUUCAUGGCAUAUGUAAAGGGUACGGCUGUAUACCCGAUUGGAUAUUUUCGAUGUUUGAAUACAACUUCUAUCACUUAUUUUUCGGUUUUCGAUUUCUCUCAAGCGAGGGAUGUUAUCGCCGAUAUUAGAGUGAGUGUUCUGUUCAAAAUAAGACAUUAUAGUAUUAUUUAUCAGUGCCUGAACUUGAAUCGAAUUGAAUAUUUUGCCUACGAACCGAAUAACCCCAAUUUGCUUAUCAAUUUUUCGUGUGAACAGUGGAAAGUCACAGAAGAAUUCGAGAAGGGUUCGACGCCAUUGAUAUUGGAAGCUUGCCAGGUUUUCAAAUGAUCCAAUUUCCUUCAUGAGUUCUUUCAAACUAUUUUUUUCAGAAAAUACUGAAAGAUCAGCCGGCUAGAGGCUCUUAUUACACAGCGUUUUGUUCAGAUGAGGAUGAUCAUGAAAUGAAAAAGUUAUUGAAAAUGAUUGACGAAAAGAUUCCCGGCGGACAGUGGAAAUGGAAAUAUGGAUUGUGAGUCUGAACUAUAUUCUUCCCUUCACAGAGGUUUUUUUUUUCAGAAAACUGCUCUGCUAUGAAAUGGAACACUCGGAAAUGUUGGUUCUGGUGCAACCGCCGGUUACAAUGAAGAUAUUCCCAACAUUAUCGACUUUUGUCAUCAAAAAAGGAGCAGCUGUGAGUAGUUGAGCUUUACUUUUUCUUAAACAUAUGAAAGUAUUUUUAAAAAAAGUAUUUAUUCCGAUUUUAAAAGUUUUCUGUUUAAAAAUUCAUGAAUUCUGAGAAUACAAUUAGAUGGUAAUAUGCCUUGAGUACUCGAAUCAAAUGUCAAAUAUUCUCAUUUCAGAAUGACAACAUCACUAUUAUUCAACGAUGCUUCCGUCUCCGAUGGCAGAUCGCUUCUUUCCUCCGGCCCACGUUUAUAUCGAUACGGAAUGCCGUCCGAAAAGUGAUUCCUGGAUUCGAAGGCUUUGCUUUCGACUGUAUCCUCUUCUAUUUGCCCGUAAUCCCAUUAUGGCUCAUUUUCUCUGUCAUCAUCGUUUUUCUUAUUAUCCCGGCCAUACUACUAACUAAAGAUUGUAUAAUUGUUUUAUUUAAUUCUCUGUUUUGUUCUUAACAUCCCCCCACGAUUCACUAUUCUUAGACAGUGUUAUACCAUAUUUAUUCGCAUUUUUCACUCAUCAUUGUCUGCUAUCAUAAAGUUAUUUCCCAUGGUUCGUGAGGAAAAAUGAGCGCAUAAUAUUCUGAGAACGUCGGCGAGAUCGUUCGUUCGCAAUGUCAAAAUGAAUCUUUCAAACGAUUCACGGCGACCAAAAACGUCGAAAGUGGCGUGGCCUAGCGGCGCGCACGGUUUAUCACCAUUUUGGCGCGAAAUUCGAAAUUUAACCCCAUUUUUCAUGUUUUUCGUCAAAAAUUACCCAAUUUUGUACGGUUUCGACGAUGUAAUUGCACAAUAACUUUGUUAAACUAAUCAUCGCGCACUUUUUGAGCCUAAAACGAGCAGGUUUCAUUCAGCGAAUGAAUCAAUUUAAUCGAUUUUCAAGUUUUGUGCUGAAAAUGCGCGAAUUUCAGUCAUUCGCCGAUACUUUUUGCCGUUUGAACGCUUAAAAUACUUGUAUUAACGUGCUUAAUCACUUCCGACACUCACUUUGUCUCAAAACUAUCCAGAUCGGCCGGUAUGAAAAUUCCGAAUUUGCGGCGGCGUUUGGCCGCGGAGUGCGUAUUGCGAAUGAUGCCAAAAAUGUCUCAAACGCCACUGAGUCACAGCGUGGACGUUUAUCAUUAAAGCGCACUUGCAGCGCACGCGCGGGAGUUCAAAAAUAAUAAAUUUUCGGCGAAAAUUGCGUUAUUCCCCGUGUAAAAAUUGAACGCCGUAAUUUUUUCGUUUUUGUCACAGGCUAUAUUGUAGCUGGGAGUUAGACGGUCAUUUUGAGCACACACAGAGCCAAAUCGGUGCAGCCGUCGUUUUUCCUUGUGCAAAACUGUGUAGCGAUGCGAAAUAAAUUUAAAAGUUUGAGGUUAUUUUUGAAUUGUUUCGCAGAUUUAUUACGACAGUGACGCUUGAAUACUGUUAUAUAAUGGCUAGAGACGCUGUACGGAUGAAAAAAAUCGCAACUCAAUGCAAAUAGACCGAUUUUAAAAAAACCAUGAAAGAGUAGCGUGAAUUUCUGGCUGAAAUACAUGAAAAAGCAGAAGUUUGUCAAUAUUAGAAGUUGUAGAGAUGAAAGAGAGCUUUAUCAAACGUAAAAAUGAUUAUGUGCGCGAUUGUUACGUCUUUUUUUGCCGUCAGAAAUCUAAAGUGUCGCUGAAAGUGAGCUUUGUAGGCAAACUUCCGGCCACAAGGAUCGAGUUUUUAGAAUUGUAGAAGUGAGAUAACAUAGCGAUAAAAAGAAAACUAAGAAUAUUUUUCAAUGAGCUUCAUUCAGUAAUCAAACAAAUUUAGUGUUCCGUUAAAAAAAUUUUUUUGCUGGAGAUUCCUGGUUUUUCAGUUGAAUAGUGCUUUUUUUCUAUUCGCGUGUCCGCCGCAAUCCGAUAAAAAUGAUGGGGAAAACCUGAAAUCAUUUAUCGGCGAAGAAAUAACUGUUCUUUUUUUAUUCUAACCGCUACUCCGUGCCGCUCGGCAAUUUCCACCAGCUUCGCGCCUUUCCAACUGCAGAAAUUGUCGCAACGAGUCCUGAAAAUUUAAAUUUGAGUUUUUUGCAACAAAUAUUUAACGAAAAAUUGCGUUUCGACAUGUUUUAAAAGAUAAAAACGAGAAAAAGAUUUUAAUUGCGAAACCAAAAAAUCCAAUAGUGCGCCAAGUGAGUGCAAGAUGCGCCAGCAGUCUCCUUUGGUCUCAUGUCCACGCUGUGACUCAGUGAACGCGGCGUUUUCACGAAAAUUUCAAUGUUUUCUCUGUUUAAUGUCUUCUUUCGUCGAUAGCAAACACAAAAAUAUCGGAAGUGCUGGAAUUGCGGCAAUUUUCAGAAAAUGCGUCUCAGAUUAGGCCACGCUCCUUUCUACACUUUUGGUCGCCGUGCGAUUAGGUUAAUUUUCCCAGUGAUUCGGACUCGGCGAGAAAAGCAAACGAGAAACGCUCGUGUGAGUGAGAGCAUGACGUCUCCGUCCUUCGCUCGGCAGGAAAGGGGGUGUCUCGUGGGGGGUCCAACCGGGAUAAAGAUCGGAGACGUAGACGGUCAGAGUGCACACGCCGUCUGCCUUCUCCUUCUAUUCGUGCUUGCUUCUCCUCUCCCCCAACACACUUCGCUGCCGAUAUUCCCUUCGUACUAAUGGCCUCUUCUCAGCAACUGCUUCCAUUUUCAACCAAGGACACCGAAAAAGGAUUGAAAAUCAAAGAGAAAUACAAACUAAUUAAGCUCAGGCAAACCAAUUUUCAAAUUGAGCUUCAUUUCGAUUCAGCUCACUGGGAUUUUUCUCGAAAGAAUGAGGACGAAACAUGGCAAAUGAAAGGAGUGGACGGAAGAAAAACGAAGAAUAUCCAGGAUGAAGACGUGGAUGCGAUGAUGGAGGAUAUCGUCCGAAAGUACCUGAGCAAACCUGGAAUCGAGAUUCAUGAGCUACAAUUGAUUGUGAGUGAAACAACAUUUUCGUGAUUUUGUCUGCGCUUUACUCAAAUGCAUUCAUUUUCAGAAUGUUUUCAUCUGUCCUCUGCUCUUUUCUCAACUCAAAGUGAACCGUUUCAUGGCAUCUCUAAGGACUGCGGAGAGAUAUCCGAUUGGAUAUCUUCGAUGCUUGAAUACAACUUCUAUUACACAUUUUUCUGUAUAUGAUUUCUCUCAAUCAAGGAGGGUUAUCCGCGAUGCCAAAGUGAGUGUUCUAUUGAAAAGAAGACAUUAUAAUAGUAUUAUUUAUCAGUGCCUGAACUUGAAUAAAAUCUCUUACUAUGCCUACUACCCGCAAAACCCCCGUUUGCUACUCGAUUUUUCGUCUAAACAGUGGAGAGUCACAGAAGAAUUCGAGAAGGGUUCGACGCCAUUGAUAUUGGAAGCUUGCCAGGUUUUCAAAUGAUCCAAUUUUCUUCAUGAACUCUUUCAAACUAAGUUUUUUCAGAAAAUACUGAAAGAUCAGCCGGCGAUCGGCUGUAUUUACAUAGCCUUUUGUUCAGAUGAGGAUGAUCAUGAAAUGAAAAACUUAUUGAAAAUGAUUGACGAAAAGAUACCCGGCGGACAAUGGAAAUGGGAAUAUGGAGUGUGAGUCUGAACUAUAUUCUUCUCUUCACAGAGUUUAUUUCUUUCAGAAAAGUACUCUGCUAUGAAAUGGAACACUCGGAAAUAACGGUUCUGGUGCAACCGCCGGUAACAAUGUGCCAAUUUCCAGUAAUAACAGCUUCAGUGGCCAAAAAGGGAUCUGCUGUGAGUAGCUGAGAUUUUAUUUUCCUUGAUUUCGAUGUUUCUAGAAAAAAAGUUUCGAAGAACGUUGUUUUUCGCGGGCAUAACUUGAGAAAACAAAAAUUUUCAGUCUUCCACGAUUUUUUUUUGAUUAACAAUCGAGUUGUGCACAUUGGAGCACCAAUCGUGCUACCGUAACCCGAAGCUGAGACCAAAUAUUGUGAAUAUGGGUCACUUAUACUCUUAUAAAAUCUUUCUUUUGUACAGGUGUCUUAUAGAGAAUGAGUUAUACAUGACCCUUUGGUGAAAUGAUAAAAGAGAACUUUGAGUACUCGAAUCAAAUGUCAAAUAUUCUCAUUUCAGAAUGACAACAUCAUUAUUAUUCAACGAUUCUGCCGUCUCCGAUGGCAGAUCGCUUCUUUUCUCCGGCCCACGUUCAUAUCGAUACGGAAUGCCGUCCGAAAAGUGAUUCCUGGAUUCGAAGGCUCCGCUUUCGACUGGAUCCUCGUCAAUUUGCCUGUAAUCCCCGUAUGGGUCGCUGGCUUUGUCAUCACCGUUUUUCUUAUUAUCACGACCAUACUACUAAUUAAAGAUUGUGUUAUUGUUUUAUUUAAUUCUCUGUUUUGUUCUUAACAUCCCCCCACGAUUCACUAUUCUUAGACAGUGUUAUACCAUAUUUAUUCGCAUUUUUCACUCAUCAUUGUCUGCUAUCAUAAAGUUAUUUCCCAUGGUUCGUGAGGAAAAAUGAGCGCAUAAUAUUCUGAGAACGUCGGCGAGAUCGUUCGUUCGCAAUGUCAAAAUGGAUCUUUCAAACGAUUCACGGCGACCAAAAACGUCGAAAGUGGCGUGGCCUAGCGGCGCGCACGGUUUAUCACCAUUUUGGCGCGAAAUUCGAAAUUUAACCCCAUUUUUCAUGUUUUUCGUCAAAAAUUACCCAAAUUUUGUACGAUUUCGACGAUGUAAUUGCACAAUAACUUUAUUAAACUAAUCAUCGCGCACUUUUUGAGCUUAAAACGAGCAGGUUUCAUUCAGCGAAUGAAUCAAUUUAAUCGAUUUUCAAGUUUUGUGCUGAAAAUGCGCGAAUUUCAGUCAUUCGCCGAUACUUUUUGCCGUUUGAACGCUUAAAAUACUUGUAUUAACGUGCUUAAUCACUUCCGACACUCACUUCGUCGCAAAACUAUCCACAUCGGCCGGCAUGAAAAUUCCGAAAUUGCGGCGGCGAUUGGCCGCGGACGGCGUAUUGCGAAAUAUGCCAAAAACGUCUCAAACGCGCCGUUUUCACGAAAAUUGCAAUGUUUUCUCUCUUUAAUGUCUUCUUUCAUCGAUAUCAAACAGAAAAAUAUCGGAAAAGUGCUGGAAUUGCGGCAAUUUUCAGAAAAUGCGUCUCAGAUUAGGCCACGCUCCUUUCUACACUUUUGGUCGCCGUGCGAUUAGGUUAAUUUUCCCAGUGAUUCGGUCUCGGCGAGAAAAGCAAACGAGAAACGCUCGUGUGAGUGAGAGCAUGACGUCUCCGUCCUUCGAUGGGCAGGAAAGGGGGUGUCUCGUGGGGGGUCCAACCGGGAUAAAGAUCGGAGACGUAGACGGUCAGAGUGCACACGCCGUCUGCCUUCUCCUUCUAUUCGUGCUUGCUUCUCCUCUCCCCCAACACACUUCGCUGCCGAUAUUCCCUUCGUACUAAUGGCCUCUUCUCAGCAACUGCUUCCAUUUUCAACCAAAGACACCGAAAAAGGCUUGAAAAUCAAAGCGAAAUACACAUUUAUUGAGCUCAGGCGAGAUGAUCUUCAAAUUAAGCUUCAUUUCGAUUCAGCUCACUGGGAUUUUUCUCGAAAGAAUGAGGACGAAACAUGGCAAAUGAAAGGAGUGGACGGAAGAAAAACGAAGAAUAUCCAGGAUGAAGACGUGGAUGCGAUGAUGGAGGAUAUCGUCCGAAAGUACCUGAGCAAACCUGGAAUCAAGAUUCAUGAGCUACGCUUAAUCGUGAGUGAAACAACUUUUUCGUGAUUUUGUCUGCGCUUUACUCAAAUGCAUUCAUUUUCAGAAUGUUUUCAUCUGUCCUCUGCUCUUUUCUCAACUCAAAGUGAACCGUUUCAUGGCAUAUGUAAAGGGUACGGCUGUAUACCCGAUUGGAUAUUUUCGAUGUUUGAAUACAACUUCUAUCACUUACUUUUCGGUUCUCGAUUUCUCUCAAGCGAGGGAUGUUAUCGCCGAUAUUAGAGUGAGUGUUCUGUUCAAAAUAAGACAUUAUGGUAUUAUUUAUCAGUGCCUGAACUUGAAUCGAAUUGAAUAUUUUGCCUACGAACCGAAUAACCCCAAUUUGCUUAUCAAUUUUUCGUGUGAACAGUGGAAAGUCACAGAAGAAUUCGAGAAGGGUUCGACGCCAUUGAUAUUGGAAGCUUGCCAGGUAUUCAAAUGAUCCAAUUUCCUUCAUGAGUUCUUUCAAACUAUUUUUUUCAGAAAAUACUGAAAGAUCAGCCGGCAAUCGGCUCUUAUUACACAGCGUCUUGUUCAGAUGAGGAUGAUCAUGAAAUGAAAAAGUUAUUGAAAAUGAUUGACGAAAAGAUACCCGGCGGACAGUGGAAAUGGAAAUAUGGAUUGUGAGUCUAAACUAUAUUCUUCCCUUCACAGAGGUUUUUUUUUUCAGUAAACUGCUCUGCUAUGAAAUGGAACACUCGGAAAUGUUGGUUCUGGUGCAACCGCCGGUUACAAUGAAGACAUUCCCAACAUUAUCGACUUUAGUCAUCAAAAAAGGAACAGCUGUGAGUAGUUGAGCUUUACUUUUUCUUAAACAUAUGAAAGUAUUUUAAAAAAAAGUAUUUAUUCCGAUUUUAAAAGUUUUCUGUUUAAAAAUUCAUGAAUUCUGAGAAUACAAUUAGAUGGUAAUAUGCCUUGAGUACUCGAAUCAAAUGUCAAAUAUUCUCAUUUCAGAAUGACAACAUCACUAUUAUUCAACGAUGCUUCCGUCUCCGAUGGCAGAUCGCUUCUUUCCUCCGGCCCACGUUUAUAUCGAUAAGGAAUGCCGUCCGAAAAGUGUUUCCUGGAUUCGAAGGCUUUGCUUUCGACUGUAUCCUCUUCUAUUUGCCCGUAAUCCCAUUAUGGCUCAUUUGCUCUGUCAUCAUCGUUUUUCUUAUUAUCACGGCCAUACUACUAACUAAAGAUUGUAUAAUUGUUUUAUUUAAUUCUCUGUUUUGUUCUUAACAUCACCCCACGAUUCACUAUUCUUAGACAGUGUUAUACCAUAUUUAUUUGCAUUUUUCACUCAUCAUUGUCUGCUAUCAUAAAGUUAUUUCCCAUGGUUCGUGAAGAAAAAUGAGCGGAUCAUCUCGCCUGAGCUCAAUGAGUUUAUAUUUCUCUUUGACCUUUGAAUUCCUUUCGAAAAACUUCAAAAACAUUUGGUGAGGCGUUAGACCGGAGCGGAAAAGCCAGAAUUAAAGAAGAAAGAAGAACGAAAUUACGGAAGACGGAAGAAGAAAUUUUUCCCGGAAGACGGAAGACGGAACAAUGAAUUCAACAAUCUUCGCUAGUGCUUGAACUUUAAAUUAUUUAUUGAAUUCAACAUGAUUUUUCAAAUUUUUUGCUUUUUUCCGAGACUCGACUUGAGAACUGGUUAAUUUCUGCCAGGAUGCCGGGAAAUAGUCCUUCUCCUUCAUUUUCGCCACAAUUUGAUCUUUCACUUCCGCUGGAUCUCUACAAAAAUUUGUUCAAUUUCCCGAAAAAACAAGUUCAGUGGAGCGCACUUACAUACCGAUAAUAAACUUGCGCGUUGUCCUUUGCCAAAUACGCGAGCCACCAGCCGAACGAGCUCGUCGGCGCAGAAUGACGUCACAGAAUUUUCGGGAAAAUGCCAAAUCGUCGGCCGGCAACAGUCCGAGCGUCAGAAUUGCCUGAGAAAUUUGUUGAAAUUCGUAUCCAAUCCCUCCCCCAGCCAAAUUUUUUUAAAGACUGAAUAGAAAAGUAAAUUCUGUAAGGAAAAAAUAUUUUUCAGGGUGCUGGUAACGCGGACGAUGCACGACAAAGGCAGGAAGAAGAACAAUAA
Molecule: messenger RNA, 8588 nt
Organism: Caenorhabditis sp. 36 PRJEB53466
Lineage: Eukaryota; Metazoa; Nematoda; Chromadorea; Rhabditida; Rhabditidae
Source: the annotation of a GenBank genome assembly